Molecule: messenger RNA, 1484 nt
Organism: Bombus huntii
Lineage: Eukaryota; Metazoa; Arthropoda; Insecta; Hymenoptera; Apidae
Product: venom serine protease Bi-VSP-like
Exons: 7
Coding region: 904-1455 (183 amino acids)
Biological process (GO): proteolysis
Molecular function (GO): serine-type endopeptidase activity
Source: RefSeq, a predicted model, not a curated record
ACGUAGUGGGGGUCGCCUUCCAGAAAAAACGAAAAAAAUCGAAAGGCGUUCAGAACUUUUCGAGAAGUCGAACCGUCAACACAUGUGGGCAAUCCGGUGGACUUGAUCGGCUUUUUACUUCGAAAGUUGAGUAAUCGGUGUCGCUUUCUUACGCAUCUUUGAACUGUAUAAAUGUUUUAAAAUUGUUUGAUCCAGAAUGUACCACACCGGACAAUCAAGAAGGCAGGUGCCUUGACUACAGAAAAUGUAAACCUCUGCAAGAAAUAUGGCAGAUACAGUACCGUACAGCCACCGAUUUUUAUAGACGAUCAGUGUGCAGAUACCAGGGCAAUGUUACGAUCGUUUGCUGUCCGAACGAUCCAAACAAAGAGAAGAGAGAAAUUUUAAUAAAAACUGUGUAUAAGUAUAAGGCUUUGCGACCACCAUACUGUGGUUUUAGCAACGUCUCUCAUACCAGGGUGGUCGAUGGUAAACCAGCUGAACUUGGUACGUUUUAUGUCUUUCUUUCCGAUUAAUAAUAAGCCAUUUACUGCAAAGAAUGAACUUUAAAGGCAUUAAACAGCACAUCAAUGUACAUUUCAAUUAGACUAAAUAAUAAUGCUAUGAUUUUAUCGGUAGUAACUUUACUUAUUAACUUGAAUUAUUUCUUUCUUUUACUUCAUGUUAGGAAGAGUAUCUUUUUGCUUGAAAUAAAAAAUUGAUAUAGGAGUAAUAAUAUGGAUAGAGAUCAAAAACUGUUAGGGCAGAAAUUACACGUUUGAACUUUAUAGUUCAGUAUAGUUCAAAUAGAAAUUAUAUAGAAUUAUUUAAUAAUUUGUAUUCCACUGGAAUAAAAAUUUAAUUUCUGUCUUUAUCAAAUCUCUAUUUCAGAGUAUUUGUACGUAUGUACUUAUCGUCUGCUGUAUGAUCGAAUAUCGAAUAGGCGCUUGGCCAUGGAUCGCUGCAUUAGGUUUUCGUAAUCCCCGAAACCCAGACAAACCACUAUGGAAGUGCGGAGGUUCCCUGAUAUCGGCUAGGCAUGUUUUGACCGCAGCACAUUGUGCACAUAUGGAUGGAAUAGAAAACAUACACAAUCAUAAUAUUGUCAUUCUUAGAUUGGUGGAGGAGGUGCCAUUUUCGAGGUACGUAUAUCCCAUUUGUACGAAAGAGCCCCUACGAAAGAGCAACUUCGUCGGCUAUAACCCCCUUGUUGCUGGAUGGGGAGCAUUAAGAUAUAGACGACCACGACGUAAUGCAUUAAUGGAAGUACAAAUGCCAGUGAUUAAGAACGCCGAAUGCAAAAUAGCUUAUUCCAAAUUUCCUAAUGCACCUGAUAUCACUGAUGGUAUAAUAUGCGCCGAACAUGCUCAGGGUGGAGAGGAUUCUUGUACGGCUGACCGCGGCGGACCACUGCUGAUACAACAUGAAUUAACCUCGUAUUUAAUAGAUUAUAGAUUCCUAUACGACUCUCAGUAAAAAUUUAUCCGCACUCCAGAUAGUUAAAA